Messenger RNA from Jaculus jaculus (lesser Egyptian jerboa), 225 nucleotides. Its product is annotated as small nuclear ribonucleoprotein G-like. Gene Ontology annotation, molecular function: RNA binding. Gene Ontology annotation, cellular component: P granule; U4 snRNP; U2 snRNP. The transcript has 3 exons. Bases 31 to 225 code for a protein of 64 amino acids. Lineage: Eukaryota; Metazoa; Chordata; Mammalia; Rodentia; Dipodidae. Gene Ontology annotation, biological process: mRNA splicing, via spliceosome. The record is from RefSeq and is a predicted model, not a curated record.
AAGGCCCACCCUCCCGAGCUGAAGAAAUUUAUGGACAAGAAGUUAUCACUGAAAUUAAAUGGAGGCAGACAUAUCCAAGUUAUACUGUGGGGAUUUGAUCCCUUCAUGAAUCCUGUGACCAAUGAAUGUGUGGAAAUAGCAACUAGUAGGCAGCAAAAUAAUAGUAGGGUGAUAGUCAUUCGAGGAAAUAGUAUCAUCAUGUUGGAAGCCUUGGAACAAAUGUAA